Molecule: messenger RNA, 363 nt
Organism: Aspergillus steynii IBT 23096
Lineage: Eukaryota; Fungi; Ascomycota; Eurotiomycetes; Eurotiales; Aspergillaceae
Exons: 2
Coding region: 1-363 (120 amino acids)
Source: RefSeq, a predicted model, not a curated record
AUGCUCGGAUACUGGGCUAGCCUCGGCCGCCCGGUCUACAGCUACAUCCACAAGGGCCAGACAAUCCCGUAUAUCUCAGACGUCGCCGCGCAGGAACUGCAGCCGCUCUUCGUCACGGGCUGUCUCGUCAGCGUCAUCCUGCUCAACAUCUCCCUCGUCCUGAUCCUCAAGGCCCGCAGCGCCGGCCCCAAACCCUCCGUCAAGCUGCUGCGCUGGAAGCGCGCCGGAAUCAGCCACACGUGGUUUCACUACCUGGCCAUCUUCCUGACCGCCGCCGGCAGCGUGGGGCUGGUUCUGCUCGCCCGCUUCGACAGACUGCAGUAUCCGGAUCUGCAUCGCGAGUUUCUGACGCUAUACGUGUGA